Molecule: messenger RNA, 1203 nt
Organism: Miniopterus natalensis
Lineage: Eukaryota; Metazoa; Chordata; Mammalia; Chiroptera; Miniopteridae
Gene: SLC25A26
Product: solute carrier family 25 member 26
Biological process (GO): transmembrane transport
Source: RefSeq, a predicted model, not a curated record
GGCACCUCAGGCCCCGCCUCCAAGAUGGCGGCGUCCAGUGCUCGGGACUGCAACGCGCCCCGGCUCAACCCCGAAUUAUAGCGUUGACGGUAUUAGGGGGGCCAUGGACCGGCCUGGGUUCGCGGCCUCGCUGGUGGCUGGUGGGGUAGCAGGUGUCUCUGUUGACUUGAUAUUGUUUCCUCUGGAUACCAUUAAAACCAGGCUGCAGAGUCCCCAAGGAUUUAAUAAGGCUGGUGGUUUUCAUGGAAUAUAUGCUGGCGUUCCUUCUGCUGCUGUUGGAUCCUUCCCAAAUGCUGCUGCCUUUUUCAUUACCUAUGAAUAUGUGAAAUGGUUUUUGCACACUGAUUCAUCUUCAUAUUUGAUGCCUGUGAAGCACAUGUUGGCUGCUUCUGCUGGAGAAGUGGUUGCCUGCCUGAUUCGAGUUCCUUCUGAAGUAGUUAAGCAGAGGGCACAGGUUUCUGCUUCUUCGAGAACAUUUCAGAUUUUCUCUAACAUCUUAUAUCAAGAGGGCAUCUCAGGAUUGUAUCGAGGCUACAAAAGCACAGUUUUAAGAGAGAUCCCUUUUUCAUUGGUCCAGUUUCCCUUGUGGGAGUCCUUAAAAGCCCUCUGGUCCUGGAGGCAGGAUCAUGUGGUGGAUUCUUGGCAGUCAGCAGUCUGUGGAGCUUUUGCAGGUGGAUUUGCAGCUGCCGUCACCACGCCCCUGGAUGUGGCAAAAACAAGAAUCAUGUUGGCAAAGGCCGGUUCCAGCACCGCCAGUGGGAAUGUCCUGUCUGCCCUGCACGGGGUCUGGCGGACACGGGGGCUGCCAGGAUUAUUUGCAGGUGUCUUCCCUCGAAUGGCAGCGAUCAGUCUGGGAGGUUUCAUCUUUCUUGGUGCUUAUGACCAAACGCGCAGCCUGCUGAUGGAGCUUGGCACUGAGCGCCCAUGAAUCACACCCACAUGCACUUCUUCCAGGGGGCUGCUGUGAGCUCUCCCUCCCGGCGAGCAGCUGCCUGGCCUUCAGACAACAAAACACGGCGCUGGAGUUCAGUUCGCAGAACACGGCCUGGAGAGCACGUCUUCCAGGCUACAGGCCGCUGGAAUGAGGUCACCUGCGCAUUUGCCCGAAAGUUAAGAAAACGCCCACAGCAGUAAUUGAACGAUUUUCUCAGAACCCCUUAAUAAAUGAGUGGUGAUGCUGAGUCCAGGCCCUCAGAGCUUUCA